Messenger RNA from Cooperia oncophora, 789 nucleotides. NCBI's taxonomy places the organism in Eukaryota, Metazoa, Nematoda, Chromadorea, Rhabditida, Trichostrongylidae. The record is from the annotation of a GenBank genome assembly.
AUGCCUGUGGAGGACGUGCCCAAAUUUGUAGACUCAUUGCGAUCAUCUUUCAGUGAGCUGGAGUUCCUCCCUCAACCCGUGAUCGCGGCAAUUGAUGGCUAUGCUCUCGGUGGUGGUCUGGAAAUGGCUCUGGCUUGUGAUAUACGAGUUGCCUCAAGUAGUGCCAAAAUUGGAUUGACCGAGACGAGAUUGGCAAUCAUUCCCGGAGCAGGAGGUACGCAACGACUCACUCGGGCUGUCGGGCCGUCAAUGGCAAAAGAACUUAUAUUCACUGGGCGAAUGAUCAGCGGUGAAGAAGCAUGCAGAAUAGGUUUGGUAAAUCACUGCACGAAGUCAGACGCCUUCUCGAAGGCCAUGGAAAUCGCCCGAGAAAUCGUUCCCAGGGGUCCUCUAGCUGUUCGCCUUGCCAAGAUAGCAAUCGACACUGGAUCAGGAAUGGAUUUGAGUAGUGGCCUUGUUGUAGAACAGCAGUGCUAUGCCCAGGUGAUACCCACACAGGAUCGACGUCGAGAGGUUUUGCGGGCCUUGCAAUGCGGCUGUCGGUUCUGCGGUUCAAAUGGGACGUUCAUGGUUUCCGUAGCGCUGUCUCGUCCACAAAUGGAAGAGGAACGGGAAAAGAGCCUGUUGUGUGAUUUUGAAUUGAAAUCGCGACACGACGAGAAGCUUCUUGAAAAACGUGCUGAAUUGGAACGUGAAGGAAAGGAGUUGUCAGAACUAGAUGAACAGAUGGGACUUGCCAAUUCGAUAAUUCAAGGACGAUCUUCAACUCGACAACCCCCGCUCACGUGA